CAGGGGGCUAAUACUUCCUGAAGGCCAUAGGUGUAGGCGGAAGCGCCCAGUCCCUAGCUGCACCGGCUCGUGAGGCGGGCAGGAUGAAUGUGGGGGUGGCACACAGUGAAGUAAAUCCCAACACCCGAGUCAUGAGUAGUCGGGGCAUCUGGCUGGCCUACAUCAUCUUAGUAGGGCUGCUGCAUGUGGUUCUACUCAGCAUCCCCUUUCUCAGUAUUCCUGUUGUUUGGACCCUGACUAAUGUCAUCCACAACUUGGCAAUGUAUGUCUUCCUACAUACAGUGAAAGGGACACCCUUUGAAACUCCUGAUCAAGGAAAGGCUCGCUUGUUGACACAUUGGGAGCAGAUGGACUACGGCCUCCAGUUUACCUCUUCCCGAAAGUUCCUUAGCAUCUCUCCUAUUAUACUCUACCUUCUGGCCAGCUUCUACACCAAGUAUGAUGUUGCCCACUUCCUCAUCAACACUAUCUCACUGUUUAGUGUACUGCUGCCUAAGUUGCCCCAAUUCCAUGGGGUUCGUCUCUUUGGCAUCAACAGAUACUGAGGGACAGGGCUGAGGACAACCCCACAGGCAUGGAGAAGGCAGUGGAACAAAGGACCAAAACA
Molecule: messenger RNA, 607 nt
Organism: Octodon degus (degu)
Lineage: Eukaryota; Metazoa; Chordata; Mammalia; Rodentia; Octodontidae
Gene: Ormdl2
Product: ORMDL sphingolipid biosynthesis regulator 2
Exons: 4
Coding region: 84-545 (153 amino acids)
Biological process (GO): intracellular sphingolipid homeostasis; negative regulation of ceramide biosynthetic process; ceramide metabolic process
Cellular component (GO): endoplasmic reticulum membrane
Source: RefSeq, a predicted model, not a curated record